Molecule: messenger RNA, 2151 nt
Organism: Talaromyces rugulosus
Lineage: Eukaryota; Fungi; Ascomycota; Eurotiomycetes; Eurotiales; Trichocomaceae
Exons: 2
Coding region: 1-2151 (716 amino acids)
Biological process (GO): translational termination; nuclear-transcribed mRNA catabolic process, deadenylation-dependent decay; translation
Cellular component (GO): translation release factor complex
Molecular function (GO): GTP binding; translation release factor activity; GTPase activity
Source: RefSeq, a predicted model, not a curated record
AUGGCAGACCAAACCCCCGACUCGUGGGAGGAUGACCUCUCCCGGCAGACUGACGGUAUGAACCUGAACAACAACAACAACAACAACAACGGCAACUUCCAGGCUCAAGCACCCUCGUUCCACCCAGGCGCCAACUCGUUCCAACCUGGUGCCAGCUCCUUCGUCCCCGGCCAGCAGUUCCAGCAGUAUGGUGGCCAGUACGGGUAUCCUCAAUAUCAGCAAUACGGCCAACAGCAGGGAUAUUACCCCGCCAACGACCAGCAGCAAGGUUACAACCAAUACGGUGGCCAGGGCCAAGGACGACAGCCAGGCAACUACAAUCAGAUCUACAACAACCAAUAUGGCGGUGGUGGUUAUAACCAAUACACGCAACAGCAACAGCAACAGCAGCAGCAACAACAACAACAACCGGUCCGACAAAGCCCUGCUGCCCAACAAACUGCUCCCGCAGCUCCAAAGGCCAAAGUCCUCUCCAUCGGCGGCGAUCUGUCCGGAUCUACUCCCAAAGCCAAAGUUCUUUCGAUUGGAACCCCGGCUGCCGCGAAACCCGCCACAACCAACGACAAGAAGGGACCUGCUGCUGCCGAAGCUGCAAAUAAGGUCACCGCGUCCAAGGCAAUUGACAAGACGGAGAAGAAGGCGGAAGCAAAGGCUAGUGCCACCGGAAAGGCUUCCCCAGCUCCAUCCUCAGGCCGAAACAGCCCCGGACGAAGCAGCCCUAGCCGUGGAGAGCCCAAGGCCGGCCGCGACGCGAGUGCGGUCACUCGUGAACAAUUGGCUGAUGUCGAUGAGGCCACUCUGAAGGAAAUUUACGGUGAAAAUCGCGAGCACGUCAAUGUUGUGUUCAUUGGACAUGUCGACGCUGGAAAGUCGACCCUUGGCGGUUCUAUCCUGUAUGCGACAGGCAUGGUUGACGAACGUACGCUAGACAAAUAUAAGCGGGAUGCAAAGGAGGCUGGCCGUGAAACUUGGUACUUGUCAUGGGCACUGGAUUUGACCAACGAAGAGCGAUCCAAGGGUAAGACUGUCGAAGUUGGACGCGCCUUUUUCAAGACAACCUAUGAGGGACCAACUGGCCCCGUUGAGCGUCAUUUCACCAUCCUCGAUGCACCGGGCCACAAGUCGUUUGUACCUCACAUGAUCGGAGGAGCUUCUCAGGCGGAUGUCGGUGUACUUGUCAUCUCAGCCCGAAAAGGUGAAUACGAGACUGGAUUUGAGAAAGGCGGUCAGACUCGAGAGCACGCGCUCCUGGCCCGAAAUUCGGGUGUCACGAAGCUUGUCAUCGUCGUCAACAAGAUGGAUGACCCUACCGUGGAAUGGAGCAAGGCUCGAUUUGACGAGUGUACAGUCAAGGUUGCCAAAUUUUUGGAGGCACUUGGCUACAAAAAGACCGAUCUUACCUUUAUGCCCAUUUCGGCACAACGCACUCUGGGUAUCAAGGACCGUAUCCCGAAGGACAUCAUUCCAUGGUAUGACGGGCCGUCUCUGCUUGAAUACCUCACGGAUAUGAAGAUGCCUGAACGCAAGAUCAACGCACCUUUCAUGAUGCCCGUCAGUGCCAAGUAUCGUGAUAUGGGUACUAUGAUCGAGGGUCGUAUCGAGUCCGGUGUUCUUAAGAAGACCAGCAACUACCUCAUGAUGCCUAACCGAGAAGAGAUCUACAUUUCCGGCUUGUAUGGCGAAACUGAAGAUGAAAUCCCGACGGCAACCUGCGGUGACCAGGUGCGCAUUCGCUUGCGUGGUAUUGAAGAAGAAGACAUCCUGCCUGGCUUUGUGCUUUGCUCGCCCAAGCGGCCUGUGCAUUGUGUGUCUACCUUUGAGGCCAAGAUCAGGAUUCUUGAGUUGAAGAGCAUUCUCUCCGCCGGUUUCAACUGUGUGCUACACGUACACUCUGCCAUUGAAGAGGUUACAUUCUCAGCACUGCUGCACAAGCUUGAACCCGGCACUGGCCGCAAAAGUAAGAAGCCCCCGCCUUUUGCCAGCAGGGGCCAGACGAUCAUUGCUCGUCUGCAUGUCACGGGUUCCUCUGGCGCAGUUUGUGUGGAAAGGUUUGAAGAUUACAACCAGCUUGGUCGAUUUACUCUGCGUGACCAGGGACAAACCAUAGCUAUUGGUAUGAUUACCAAGUUGAUUACGAGCGAAGAUGAAUAG